Gregarina niphandrodes is the source of this 145-nucleotide messenger RNA. RefSeq lists its product as hypothetical. Lineage: Eukaryota; Apicomplexa; Conoidasida; Eugregarinorida; Gregarinidae. The record is from RefSeq and is a predicted model, not a curated record. The transcript has a single exon. The annotation marks the transcript as partial.
AUGACUGCGUAUAAAUUCAAACAUGCGAAGAUCACAGUCGAUUGCUAUCAACGCAAGGACGUUCUGUACCAAAUCCAGAUUGCGGCUGAUUUGAUGGAUGCUAAGUCAGAGGAGGCAUUUAUGGCGUGCCUGGCUACCGAGGAAG